This is a messenger RNA of Phytophthora infestans T30-4, 363 nucleotides long. RefSeq lists its product as uncharacterized. The record is from RefSeq and is a predicted model, not a curated record. The transcript has 2 exons. NCBI's taxonomy places the organism in Eukaryota, Oomycota, Peronosporomycetes, Peronosporales, Peronosporaceae. The coding region runs from base 1 to 363 and encodes 120 amino acids.
AUGAUGCAAGCCGACCACGCCUUUGCUUUGGCUCUGCUGUCCGUCUCGAACGCCCAACACGCAACUCAGCAGCAGCAGCAGACCCCCCACCAGUCAAGCAAAGGAGCUGAACCUGACAGCAGCAUGCUGCUCGCGGCGUUGAACGACGUGGACUCCUACAAGUCGUCCACGCUCAUUUGUCUCUACAAGGUCAACAUGCUGGAUGUUAAGAAAGACACCUACAACUACAGCGUCACCGGAUGCAAGGUGGACCCCGAAUUUGUGGGUCGUUGCCCCGACCUGACCACGUUCCCUGGUUGUGGCAGCUACAAGGUCGUCCUCACCUCAAAGUCGAAGAAACCCAAGGUGAUGUCGAUCAAGUAG